This is a messenger RNA of Lacerta agilis (Sand lizard), 4978 nucleotides long. It is a transcript of the gene FAM135B, whose product is annotated as family with sequence similarity 135 member B. The transcript has 20 exons. Lineage: Eukaryota; Metazoa; Chordata; Lepidosauria; Squamata; Lacertidae. Bases 291 to 4532 code for a protein of 1413 amino acids. The record is from RefSeq and is a predicted model, not a curated record.
AUCCUCCUCCCCCUCUCCACUCAUACUCCUCCUCCUCCGUAACAUCAUCAGUACCAGGAACAGCAGCAGCAGCCUGGGCAGAAGCCAGUGCCUGGUAGCACACUGACUGCAAUUUAACCAGCUGGCUUGGGAGACCUGCUCAGCCACCAGGAUCGGUGAUGAGCUGCAGCAACCGCUACUCUGUCAUUUUCUGGAAGAUGGACAGAUAGAAAAGAAGGGAGGGAAAGAGAGUUGAGGACAGUGCACUGCAGAGGAGCCAGAGAAGACCUAGGUGAUGACCUGAAAACAUCAUGUCGGAGGUCCAGGGAACUGUCGACUUUUCUGUGGAGCUGCACAAAUUCCAUAACGUGGAUCUCUUCCAGAGAGGGUAUUACUUGGUGCACGCAAGUCUGAAAGUCCCACCCAGGAUCCCACAUCGAUUGCUGGCGACCAUCGUUGAACAAACAGGCGAUUCAAUUCUUUGUGCAGCCUGUGUCCAUGAGAACACCGUCUACAGCAGAGUGUUUCAGAUUUUGUACAGGAAUGAGGAGAUUGUCAUCAAUGAAUCCAUGAACUUCAGGGCCCACCUUCUUGUGGAUGGUGAAAAGGUGGAAGAGGCACUAAGAGAAGCAGACUUUCAACUCAAGCUGGACUUGCAUUUUACGGACAGUGAGCAACAGUUGAGAGAUGUCACGUCAAUCCCCAUGAUCAGCAGCCGCACUUUGGGGCUCCACUUCCACCCGGGGCGAGGGCUGCAUCAUCAUGUGCCCGUCAUGUUUGACUACUUCCACCUUUCGGCCAUCUCUGUUACACUGCACGCCUCUCUGGUGGCUCUGCACCAGCCCCUGAUCAGCUUUGCCCGUCCAGGGAAGGGCUCGUGGCUUGGUAAAAACAGCUUGGAAACAGGACCAGAACUGACGGGGAUGUCGCUGGAAAACCUGGUGUUUGGAGCCGGCUACUGCAAACCUGUUGCUUCUGAGGGUAGCUUUUAUGUGCCCUCCGAAAACUGCAUGCAGCAUGCGCACAAGUGGCACAAAGAUCUUUGCCUCCUGCUCCUCAAGGCAUAUCGAGGACUCCACAUGUACUAUGCCUUCAUCACGAAGGAGAUUCCCAAUUUGCCGCAGCUGAAGUUAGAGGAUCUUUCUGUAGAAGACACCCUGUUGCAGCUGUCUGCAGAGCUACAGAUGCUGAACAAUCCAGAAAAGAUAGCAGAGCAGAUCAGCAAAGACCUCACUUGGCUCUGCUCCCACCUUUUGGCUCUCUGGACCCAGUUUCUGGAGUUUGUAACCCUGCACCCAGAUGUCACAGCCUAUCUUGUCCAGGAACACCACACUCUGAGGGUAAGAAGAUUCUCUGAGGCUUUCUUUCAUGCCGAGCAUCAAAAGCCUGCUGUUGUGACUUUCCAGGAAAGCCUCAUCCAGCAUCACAACCAAAUCUCAUCAGAAGUUCGGAACUCUGAGUACCUCACCAGCAUGCCCCCCCUGCCAGUAGAGUGCCUCGACAUUGAUGGAGACUGGGGCACGCUGCCGAUCAUUUUUGAAGACAGAUAUGUUGAUUUCCCCUACAAAGUUCAGAGCUUGGACAGCUUGCCAGACUAUGUUGUUUCUGCUGCUGGCAAAUCACAAGUGGACUUAAUAGGAAAAAACGAGGAUCCUUCUUCAAAUGAGGACACUGCUUUAGCAAAGGGAGAUUUCAGGAACAAUGCCCCUUUCAUCAUCCAUACAGAUAGGAUAAAUGGAAAAUCGGUGUAUGGUCGCAGCUAUCCAAAAGGAGAUUCAUGUAUGGUUGAGAGUUUCAAGGCUCACUCGACAACUCAGGUACACACAAUGAACGGAGAUGCCAAAUCCCAUGGGGAUGAGUCAGAUCUGGCUAGCAAUAUGAUUUCUGGUUUGCAAUCAGAACUCCUGAAAGAUAAUACAGAAAGCCUUAAGACACCAAUGGAGCGUCCAGAAAAUAAUAGUGAUAGACUUUCACCGGAGGCUGCCUAUUUGGACAUAAGCCCAGUGUGUAAUAAUGACCACCAAGGAGAACCAAUGCUAGUCAUGACUGCCCAGUAUGAUGUUGGCACAUGUGAACAACACAAACUUUUGAAUGAGAUUGAAUUGAGCCAAGCAGCUUCAGGGGAUGGUUGUGAGUCUACUCUCACUUCAGACAAACUCCUAUUUGAUAAAGGAAAUGCCCAAGAGAAACCAGCUGAUCAGAGUUGUGGGUCAACACUGCCAUCCUUGAGGACAUUUGAUGUAAGUGAUGAUUUGGGUUCACUGAACCAGAUAAAAGACGCUGAGGAGAUUAAGGAGCAAAGAGCGCAGGAGUGUGAGGAGUUCAGCUUGACAUCAGGGGUCAUUAAGAGGUCUUCGUCACUAAUCUCAGACUCAGGGAUCGAAAGCGAGCCCAGUUCAGUAGCUUGGUCUGAUGCACGGAGUAAGGCUUUGGAGUUACCCAGCGACCGGGAGAUUCUUCACCAGCUCGUCAGAAGGCACGCGAUUCACCGUAACUCUCUGGAGGGUGGGCACACAGAAAGCAAUACCAGCUUGCCCAGUGGCAUCCAAGCCUCCCUCACCUCAAUCAGCUCCUUGCCCUAUGAGGAGGAAGAGCGGGAAGUGGAGCCCAAUAAGCUGACAAAAUCUAUCUCAGCUCCUCAGAUCAGUAGCCCCGAGGAGCCUGUUGAUGACAUGGAUAUAUCAAAACAUGCAAAAACCAUAUUGGACAUUGCAGAGGGACAAUACGUGGAAAUAGGGCACACCAGCCUGGCCCUAGCUGAAAACGUUUCCAUGUGCCGGAAAGCCAGAGAAAAUUGUGGGUUGCCGCUUCCAUUUGCUACCAUGGAACACCCCAAAUCUGCCUUUGAAGAAAAUGUUGACCGUCCUCACUUACCAGAAGCUACUGAGGGCUUUUCAGAGGUGGACUGUGGCUUGGAAGCCACAGGAGAAGCUGUGUUUCUAAUGCAAAAUGAAAAUCUAGAUGACACAGUUGAAAGCCAGCUGCCAAAGAGAACAGGGGAGAUCUGCUUGGGAAGGGUUGGUGACUAUUUGGACACCAACACCACUCCUCUUGAUGUGUAUGAGGAGGAGGUAAAUUUGCACACAGUCCACGGUUCGUAUUCCACAAACGUUGAGGUUUUUUCACACCAGGAGGGCCACACGCCAGACUUUAGCUAUACUAGCACAGCCUCGUCAGAGGUGGCACCUGAACCUGCCUCUGCAAAGGGUUCCCAUGGCAGUUCUCUUGCCAAUGGCAAAGUAGUGAUAUGUGGUGGAGAAAUACCCAACUUACAAGAAAUCGAUCUGGAUAACAGACCCGGCUGUGGAUCCUACUGUGCAGAACCAGAAAACCGAGAGUUCAAAAUGGUGGCAAACAGCACAAGCUUCCAUUCAGUGGCUCCAGGGGCACUGGCGCUCGAGAGCAAAAAGGCUAUUGAGGUGGUCAACUUAUCUGUUUCUUGCACAGCCACCUGCCUUCCUUUUUCUUCGGUCCUUAAAGAGAACCCACCAGUGGCUGGCUUCUCCUCCAAGCAGGUCACUUCUCCAAUUACUCACCAACCAGUGGGCUCCUUUGGGGUCAUCUCCUGUGUUUCCAGUGAUGUGGAUGUGGAGGCCAAUGAAAGGAUGCUUAGUUUCCAUCAGGCCAAAGAAAAGUUUAAAAAAGAGCUGAAGAUUGAAGGAUUUCUGUACAGUGACUUAACUGCACUCGCUUCUGAUAUCCCAUAUUUCCCACCAGAGGAAGAGGAAGAAAAUUUUGAAGAUGGGAUUCACCUAGUGGUCUGUGUCCAUGGACUGGAUGGUAACAGUGCAGAUCUGCGGCUGGUAAAAACUUUCAUCGAACUGGGUCUCCCUGGUGGAAAGCUUGACUUCUUGAUGUCAGAAAGGAACCAGACCGACACAUUUGCAGAUUUCGAUACAAUGACCGACCGUUUGCUGGAUGAAAUAAUUCAGCACAUUCAGCUGUACAACUUGUCGAUAUCGCGAAUAAGUUUCAUCGGCCAUUCCCUUGGCAAUGUCAUCAUCCGAUCCGUAUUAACCCGGCCCAGAUUUCGCUAUUACCUCAAUAAGCUGCAUACUUUCCUGUCCCUCUCUGGGCCUCACCUGGGAACACUCUACAACAACAGUACUUUGGUUAGUACAGGCUUGUGGCUCAUGCAGAAGCUGAAAAAAUCCGGGUCACUUUUGCAGCUGACCUUCAGGGACAAUGCAGAUCUGCGGAAAUGUUUCCUCUACCAGCUCAGCCAAAAAACAGGCCUCCAGUAUUUCAAAAAUGUUGUCCUGGUGGCCUCUCCCCAAGACCGCUACGUACCAUUUCAUUCUGCAAGAAUAGAAAUGUGCAAAUCUGCCCUGAAAGACAGACAGACAGGUCCCGUUUAUGCCGAGAUGAUCAACAACCUCCUCCGGCCGGUCGUGGGGACAAAGGAUUGCACGUUAAUCCGCCAUGAUGUGUUCCACGCCUUGCCAAACACAGCCAACACCCUGAUUGGGCGGGCAGCUCACAUCGCGGUGCUGGAUUCUGAACUGUUCCUGGAGAAAUUUUUCCUGGUUGCAGGACUCAACUACUUCAAAUAAGACUUUGAGCCUCAGGGCAGCAAAGGGAGCCUUGCAUAUUGAAUUGAAAGACUUUCAGGGCCAAGAGAGUGCUUCAUUUCUGGGAACAAACAGAAUAUGCUUACUGCACACCCUAGUGGCUUGGAGAGAGGAAUCAAAGUGCUUUGGUUAUAAGGUAUUCAAAGGGCCAACAAUUGGUGCUUUUUGGAAGAUGUAAACAUAUACAUGUUAUUUCGUCUUUUUUUUCUUUUUGUUCAUCUCACCACCAACCUCCUAAAAAAAAGCUUUUAAAAUCCCGAGGAUGUGAUUAUAGAUCUGCCCCCUUUAUAAUGGUCACUGGACUGACAUCUUUCUCCCCCUUCCGCCAUUAAGAAAUCCACCUAGGCAUAAACUGCCUUAGCUGAGUCAAUAAUUAUUAUUUAAGAAGAAACUUGUCUGGUUUUGUAGAUUUUCCGUGUUUCGUGUGG